UGUCAAUGGUCGAUUUAUUUCAACCUGACCUUUUCACCAUAUAUGAAAACUUUUUGCAAAGGAAUGAAUGAGUAAAGGGAUAUUCACGGUUAAAGGAUAGCAGAACAAAGAAGAAGAGUGAAUUUUUCUUGCCGCCUCCUCUUCCGAUGCCUGCAAUAGAGCCCUGAUUUUUCUAUGGGCGCUGAAAGGUAUCCGCGACCGAGUCACGAAGAGGAGAAUUCCGCCGUCCACUCGACGACAAAGAUCUUGCUAGUAGCCAUUGUUUAGGCGGAGCUGAAGCAUCUGGCUUGGAAGAUCAAGGCCGGGCAAAAUUGUACGGAGUAGAGCAAAGAGGAAAAUACGAAUUGAAUAAUAGGUACUCCAUAGUGGGUAAAAGUAAUUGAAAUCCUCCAUCUGGAGAAUACCUGAAUCACCACUUAUGUUCAGAGUAACACUAUCCCCUUGCUCGAAGGUAUUGUUAGGGAUAAUUGAAUUCACCCCUGAGUGAUUUGCCUUUUGCCUAGGCGGUCUAUUUAGGUAUCAGCCCCUUUCUUUCGGGGCCACGAGUCUGAUGGAGAAUGUAUUCCGCUCGGAGUACGGAGUACGGAGUUGUUUAUGCCUGGAUUCCGAUCGACAGAGGGCGGCGAGCCGCAUCGGCCCUUGUGGCUUAGAGGGCGGAAAUCACGAAAGAGCAGAGUCAAUUGGGUACGAAGCGUAGCCCACUGGCUGGCAAGAGAGGCAGAAGGCUCGUCAGGGGGUGAAAACGAGGGCGGAAGGUUGUUUGCAGGCGCCACUGGAAGGGAAGACGACAAGAACGGGACUCGCUUCAGUUUUACCGUAUCUUCGAUCAAAGGCCAUCAGCGCAGACGAAGAGACGAAGACGCUGGAUCACAGUGGAUGUCUGUCUGCACGUCCUGCGUAUGGACAUAG
Coccidioides immitis RS is the source of this 909-nucleotide messenger RNA. RefSeq lists its product as uncharacterized. The coding region runs from base 595 to 909 and encodes 104 amino acids. The record is from RefSeq and is a predicted model, not a curated record. Lineage: Eukaryota; Fungi; Ascomycota; Eurotiomycetes; Onygenales; Onygenaceae. The transcript has a single exon.